AUGGAGCAUAUUUUCAAUCUGAUCGAAGUGGAUACUUCUAAUAGUAGGAUCAAAGUUUCCAUAACUGAAUCAACAAUGAUGCAGAUUCUGCACAAUGCAAUGGACAAAGCAUAUCGAAAAGUUAAGUCAAAAAAUGGGGCUCUUGAACGCUUGAAUGAGAUAUCAAAAUUCUAUGAAUUAGCAGUGCUGCAAUUAGAAGGGUGCUUGAAGUUUGUUCAAGAAGAAACAGACAACUAUUUUCUUGAUAGCAGCCAUGAAUUUUUGCUUGAGGACUUAACAGAAAUUCGAGACCGCCUUCAAGGACGCCUCAGGGAAGUAGAGCUGGCUAUAUCGGACAAAGAUAAAGAGUUAUUGGAGAGACUAGGGAAUGAGUUGAAGCUGAAGAAAGCAUUGGAGAUCAGUGAAAAAGAAUUGGAUUCUUUGCAUGCUGACCUUAAAUUGGAACAAAGGAAGAGCGAGGGCAUUGAGGAGUUCUUUCUUGGCAACCAAGCAAGCAUUGAAAACGGAGAUAGAGAAGGCGAAUUCUGCGAGUUAAAGAAUUCAGUUGAUCAGCAGGUAUGGAACAUUCAACAACAGCUUGAGCCUAACUAUCGACUCAGAGAAGAAGAAAGAAGUCAAGGGAUCGACAACAAGAAAAUCGAGCAGAUGGGAUCAGAUAUUAGCAUUUUAAAGGAGACUCUUGAUCUUGCCUUUUGUAAGAUGCAGAAUGCAGUUUUCUUAUCUGAGCUUGGGCCAAUAGAGCAUCAAUGGAUGUGGAACAUAGAGAGAGGUAUAGCGGCCAUUGUGAUUAAAGGAUCUUUGAAAGAUUUUCAAGAGAAUUUUGAAAAGGAAGUUAAGAAGAUAGAGAUGCGGGUCUCAGAUGGCUUGAGAAAGCAUUUAGCUGAUGUGAUCAGGGACAUGACUUGCCUCAACCAUGAGCUUGAGCUUCUUAAUAAUCAAGAUGAGGUUCAAUUGAAAAGUUUAAAAGCUAAGGGUUCUCUAAAAGAAAAAGGCAGAUGUUUACCAGAAACUCGAAGUUUUGGCAAUUCCAGCAAUGUCUCCUUGAAGGUUGAAGAAGCAAAUACAAUCAAGCAGCCCCGCAAUGCUGAUUCAGAAGAUGAUGCAAGUCAUUUUGUUGCAAAGAUGAUAAAGAAUCAUGAGUCCAUAAUCCGUAAAAAAAGUGAAGAGCUUACUUUGUUGACGCGAGACCUUCUUCCGGAGAAAGCAUGUCCACCCCUCUGGAAAGAAAAGGAUUCUGUCAAUCCGAAAAGAAGGAUUCAAGAAGUUAUUGGGUGUUUGGAGAGUUUGAUAAAUUGGAAUCCUGGGAUUGCUGAUGAUAUUUUUGGUGACACUAGAUAUGAUUAUGAGGUGGAAAAGCAUCCUGAGGUGAUGUUAUUUACAGAUGAUCAGAUGGAUAUAGAGAAAUCAGGCAUUGACAGUAUGGAAGAAGUAUGGGCAAAAGUGAAUAAAACCUCAGUUUCUCAAGCUGGAAAUGAAGAGCCAUACACAGAAAUGAGGACGCUGAAACAAGAAAUGGAAGAUGCAAAUCUGCAAACUGUGAUGAUGGAAGAGACUUAUUUAACUCUUUUCAAAAGUUUGGUUGAUGAAUUUCAUACUGAGAUGCUUAAUCAUCACAUGCAUUGCCUAAUAAAAGAAGGUAUGUAUGAAAAAUUUAUUGAGGAAAUAAAUGAUGAGUGGAAUGAGAAAACUGAAAGUGACAGAACUGAAGUGCAAAGCAGAGAAGAGAGAUAUGAUACCGUGUGCACAAAGGCAAUGAAAGAUCUUGAUGCUGCUCAUAACUCCAUUGCAGCACAUUAUCAGAAUGCAAAUGCUGAAAGUAAAUGUUUUCAAGACCCAAACUUUAUAAGUGGCUUAGGUAAUUUGGAGGGUAUGUUAAAGGAUGAUGUUUACACAUUCCUCUUACAGGAAACACUCAGGGAAUGGAAUGAGAGUAUAGAAAGUUUCAAGUCUUUAAGUUCUCUAGGGGAGGAACUAUGUUUCAUUGUCUUUGGUGAAACUGUUAGAGAUAUUAUGAACACGGCCAAUUAUGCAUUAAGCAAACUGCAAGAGAUCAAAGUUCAUGACAGUUUCAAUUAUGACUUCCAAUUCAGCAUCAAUUUUUUUGAAAGUGCAGCAAUGUCGAUCAAGGAUGAUGUUUGUAACGUGUUUCUCGCUGAGAUGAUCAAGGAAUUGGAGAUGAAAAUAUAUGCUUUUAGUAUUGAGAGUCUCAUCAGGGAAGAGGUGCUCCAAUCCGUCAUUGUUGAGGCUGUGAAAGAAGCUGAUAACUGGAAUCAAGACAGAAGUUCAAACAACUUGUUCUCUAUUGACAACUUAAGAACAAGCCUAAGGGAAAAUGGGAAAGAGAAUUUGACAUUAACAUUAGAUAGACUAGUGAAAUUCAUGGAAGAGGAGGAAGCUCUGAUACAAGGUGCCUGUUCUGAAAUAAAGCAACAGAAGAUGCGCCCUGACCUUGUUGGUUCCGUGUUUGACGAGUUGGAUGAACAUGAGCAUUUUCAGAGAUUAUUUACAAAUGAGCAAAACAGUUCUAAUUCAGCCUAUAGCAAACUUGGGAAAGCUUUACAGCAGUUAGACUAUGGUAAGGUACUAUUGAGUGAGUUUGGAUUCCAACUAGGCGUAUCAGUUGGCAAUUCAGAAUGGCAUCACAAAGAAAUGACUCCACUUAUUGCCACCAGGCAUUGCAGGAAGCCCUCUAUUCACCAAACAAAAGAUAUUGAGGAGGCGAAAAUGAAUAUAUAUGAAUCUCUGUUAAUCCCAAUCCAGGAGUUAUCGCGGACAUUGAAGAGUUUCAAGUAUGGAUCAUGUACAAGAUUAGGAAGGCAUAUUUUGAGGUUGGAUGAAAUAAAGCUUCAGCUAGAUUUACUUGUUGAACUCACUGCCUCACUCAGCCAAAAGGAAUCACUUUACAGGAAGGCUUUUAUUAGGAGAUGUGAGAAUCUCCAAAUGGCUGAAACUGAGGUGGAUCUUCUUGGUGAUCAAGUGGAUCAACUUCAAGGAGUACUUAAGAAGAUCUAUAUGGCACUGCAUCGACAUUCACCAGUGUUGCAGCAGUAUUUUGAGGUCUCAGAAAUGUUGAAGCUAAUAGAGAAAGAAAUAGGAGGAAGAUGA
Durio zibethinus is the source of this 3105-nucleotide messenger RNA. The record is from RefSeq and is a predicted model, not a curated record. Lineage: Eukaryota; Viridiplantae; Streptophyta; Magnoliopsida; Malvales; Malvaceae.